AUGUUACCCUUGUACUUAUUGACAGCAGCCAAAAAUCAACCGAUUUUGGUUGAAUUGAAAAAUGGAGAAACCAUCAAUGGCCAGUUAGUCAACUGUGAUUCAUGGAUGAACUUGACAUUGAAAGAUGUGAUUCAAUCAUCACCCCACGGAGAUGAGUUCUUAAAGAUCUCUGAGUGUUACAUUAAGGGGAUCCACAUAAAAUACUUAAGAUUGCCAGAGCAACUUAUGGACCAAGCCAAGGAACAGAACCUCCAGAACAUGGAGCAAAGAAACAGAAACAACCAAAAGAGAAGAGGUCAAAGCUCGAACCCCAACGCCAAUUCCAAUGCCAGUGCCAAUGCCAACUCCAACAACAGUAACAGCGCCCCACAGCGUCAACAGUAA
Messenger RNA from Dujonia railenensis, 384 nucleotides. NCBI's taxonomy places the organism in Eukaryota, Fungi, Ascomycota, Pichiomycetes, Serinales, Debaryomycetaceae. The record is from the annotation of a GenBank genome assembly.